Molecule: messenger RNA, 1794 nt
Organism: Folsomia candida
Lineage: Eukaryota; Metazoa; Arthropoda; Collembola; Entomobryomorpha; Isotomidae
Gene: Pisd
Product: phosphatidylserine decarboxylase proenzyme, mitochondrial
Exons: 4
Coding region: 153-1493 (446 amino acids)
Biological process (GO): phosphatidylethanolamine biosynthetic process
Cellular component (GO): mitochondrion
Molecular function (GO): phosphatidylserine decarboxylase activity
Source: RefSeq, a predicted model, not a curated record
AAGCCGGGUCGAAAAAAAUGGGGAUUGCGAAUUUCUGCAUGUGAGUGCUGAUCCUUUAUGUUAGUGGAUGGUUGCAGCUGCUUGUGAGAGCACAUGUUUACAACGACAUCGGAACAAGAUUGACCAUUUUUCUAUAUUUUCCUGUGACCACGAUGAGGAUGUUGCUAUUACGGAAAGGAAUUUGGGAGCUUAUCAUCUCCCCUCCAAAUAAACCACGACCCAUCAGCAUCGAGAGGUGGAGACAAUAUUCCGCUGCACCAGCGACACGAGCAAGGCAGAAGGAACGAUGUCAGGACUGGGUGGAGGAGGAGGUCGUGGAAGAGGUGGUCGAACAGCAGCCGAAAUCUUACCCGGAACCAAAGUCAUACCCGAGCCGGCGACGACGGACAGAAGAUGAAGAACGGGAUGACGAGGAGAGGGCGAAAGGGAAGAAGAAGAGGAGACCCUGGCCGAUGACGGCGCUUUUGUGGAGCCCACUCCCACUCGCGGCCAUCUACACGACGACAAAGUUGAGAAAAUUGAGAGACCCCGAAUAUCCGCUGCGUCACUGGGAGAUACGGGCUUAUCGUCUCUUCCCCUGGCGUACCUUAUCAAGAACAUGGGGUUUCGUAAACUCCAUACCCCUUCCUACCUGGGCCCGCACUCCAGUCCUCACCUGGUACUCCUCGACCUUUGGGUGCGAACUGUCCGAAGCGGAAGUCCAAGACCUGACCGCGUACUCAAAUCUGGGUGAAUUUUUCCGUCGCGGCCUCAAACCCGGGUCACGCCCUAUUUGUCCCACGGCCUCCCUUGUCUCACCCGCGGACGGCACGGUGCUCCACUCCGGCCCACUUUCCUCUUCUUCCGGCAUGGUGGAACAGGUCAAAGGUGUCGCCUACUCGCUGCUAGCCUUCCUUGGCCCCAACACAUUCACGCUUGGCCCCCCAUCAACCUGGCUCGGCCCACCGACGGAUGACCCAACCGAAUAUGUCACAUCCCUGCUCAAAAAUCCUGAAGCCAAUUGCCUCUACACGAUCGUCAUCUACCUCGCGCCUGGAGACUAUCAUCGCUUCCACUCCCCAGUCGAGUGGGUUGUGACGGCAAGAAGGCAUUUUUCCGGCGAACUGCUCAGUGUUAAUCCUCGCAUGGCGAAGCGCAUCUCUGGCUUAUUUGCGCUGAAUGAGAGGGCCGUCUACGUGGGGGAGUGGGAACAUGGCUUCUUCUCCAUGACGGCGGUGGGUGCAACGAAUGUGGGCUCAAUUCGUGUGUAUGAUGACCCCAAGUUGAGUACAAACAGUUGGUUGAGGAGUGGCCGGCCGGGAACGGCGUGGGAGGAUCAAAAUCUGCGUUUAAGGAUGGAGAAGGGACAGCCCUUUGGGGAAUUCAAUCUGGGUUCCACAAUCGUCCUGUUGUUUGAGGCGCCAAAGAAUUUAGAAGCAUUGGGAGACAGUAAUAAGGUUCGAGUGGGGAGAUCGCUUCUACCUUCGUCGCAGAAAAAAUUAAGUCAAUCAUAAAUAUCUACCCCACCAGGAGAGGAAAAGACUGUACUUUUACCCUUCCCAGCUAACAUUAAGUGAAUGAAUAAUCCAAUCCGCUGUGUUAUACGAGAUGAAUGUAAUCUAUUUAUUCUUCUUAUAUCAGUGUCGUAGUAGAAACUUAUUGACAAGAUUUAAGCUGAACGGCCUCUAUUUUAUAAAAGAAAUAUAAACAAAUUACAGUGAUAAUCUAUUAUAUCUAAAGUAUAAUGAAAGAACAAUAAUGUUGAUAGUGAUGAUAAUAAUGAAAUAAAAAUAGUUCUACUAAAAAUCCUGAUAA